CAGAAGACGGCAUACGAGAUUAGCCAGAGAUGGGUCCGUAGUAACUAUAAGGCUUUCAACGAGACGCACAGCAUGUAUGAAAAGUACGACGCAACCGUCUCGGGUGGCCACGGUACUGGAGGUGAGUACGAAGUACAACUUGGUUUCGGCUGGUCGAACGGAGUCGUUAUGGUAUUGCUGGAUAAGUAUGGUGACAGGUUGACCGCGGAGGAUUACUUCCUACCGGGCGCGGUGGUCGAGAAUGCGGCGUCACCGCCGGUCGUUUCGACAGCUGGUCAAAUGCUGACCGGGAUUCUAGCUCUCAUCAUAUCGUUAGCGGCAGGAUUUAUAGG
Messenger RNA from Wasmannia auropunctata (little fire ant), 332 nucleotides. Its product is annotated as trehalase-like. Lineage: Eukaryota; Metazoa; Arthropoda; Insecta; Hymenoptera; Formicidae. The annotation marks the transcript as partial. Gene Ontology annotation, molecular function: alpha,alpha-trehalase activity. The transcript is spliced from 2 exons. Gene Ontology annotation, biological process: trehalose catabolic process. The record is from RefSeq and is a predicted model, not a curated record.